UGAGAUAUGGACUCCUGAUUUUAAGUGAUCUGGCGCCAUCUAAUGGCUGAAUUGUGAACUACACUUUCUCACAACAUUACAAUUUCAAUGUUACAGAAAAGCUUUAUUUUUAAAUUUAUAUAUUUGAUUAUUUCUUGUUCUUUUAGAACCUUAUAAAAGGUAGCAGUUUCAAGGCAUAGAAUUGACAUAACAUAAUACUUUACAUUUUACUGUCCCUAUUAUUUAUAAUAUAUUAAUUGUAAUGAAAAGCAAUGCACAUUAUUGACGUGAGGGUACGUCACAAAUUAAAACAUGUCAAAUCGUUAAAGCAUAUAAAUACAAAAUAUUACCAAAGUAUUUAAAAAAACGUAUUUUUAUUGCGUUUUUGUUGUAGUUGUAUUAUAAUUGCCACUCACGUGCGCGUUCACGCAGCCCCCAGCGCGUCCCCAGUCACAGUGCUCCCUCAUCGCGCCUGCGCAGAGAAAUACAAGAUGGCGGAGAGUGCGGAACUGAAGCAAAUGGUGAUGAGCCUACGGGUGUCAGAGCUGCAGGUCCUGCUGGGCUACGCCGGCCGCAACAAACACGGACGUAAGCAUGAGCUGCUAACCAAGGCGUUACAUCUGAUAAAAGUGGGCUGCAGCCCCGCCGUGCACAUGAAGAUCAAAGAGCUGUACCGCCGACGCUUCCCUGCCAAAAUGUUGUCCCACUCGGAGCUCUCCCUGCCCGGCCCGCAUCACCCAGCCACCGCGGGGGUGGUUGGAGGAGGCGGAGCUGCGUUACCCGCCGGCCUCACGCAGCUGGCGUACGAGGGUCACGCGGGUCACGGCGGAGCCCCGUCACCCGCCGCCUUACUACCCCUCUCUCUGCUCGGUCCCGGGAAACACGAGCUGACCGGCUUGACGCACCACCUCUCCGCCACGGGUCCUCUGCACCCCGUCCACCCAGAUGUGAAGCUCCAGAGGUUGCCGUUUUAUGACAUGUUGGAUGAACUCAUCAAACCAACCAGUCUAGCUUCGGACAACAGCCAGAGAUUUCAGGAGACGUGUUUCGCCUUUGCAUUAACGCCACAACAAGUCCAGCAGAUCAGCGGUUCAAUGGACAUCUCGGGGACCAAAUGUGAUUUCUCAGUUCAAGUCCAGUUGCGGUUUUGCCUGUCAGAGACCAGCUGUCCUCAGGAAGAUCAUUUUCCACCCAGUUUGUGUGUGAAAGUUAAUGGGAAGCCAUGUAACCUGCCGGGUUAUCUUCCUCCAACCAAAAACGGCGUUGAGCCCAAGCGGCCCAGCCGACCCAUCAACAUUACCUCACUGGUCAGAUUGUCCACCACAGUUCCUAACACCAUCGUGGUGUCCUGGACCGCUGAGAUUGGAAGGAAUUACUCCAUGGCAGUGUACUUGGUGAAGCAGCAGUCAUCCACAGUGCUCUUACAGAGGCUACGGGCCAAAGGCAUACGGAACCCAGACCACUCCAGAGCACUCAUCAAAGAGAAGCUAACAGCAGACCCGGACAGUGAAAUCGCCACAACUAGCCUUCGUGUGUCGUUGCUCUGCCCGCUCGGGAAGAUGCGGCUGAUGAUUCCGUGCCGGGCGCUGACGUGCUCCCACCUGCAGUGCUUUGACGCCACGCUGUAUAUCCAAAUGAACGAGAAGAAGCCCACCUGGGUGUGUCCUGUUUGCGACAAGAAGGCCCCCUAUGAACACCUCAUCAUUGACGGGCUUUUUGUGGAGAUCCUCAACAGCUGCACGGAUUGCGACGAGAUCCAGUUCAAGGAAGACGGCAACUGGGCCCCCAUGAGGGCAAAAAAAGAAGUGCAAGAAGUCUCCUCUGCCUCCUUAAACAGCAGCCUGAACGGUCCAUCAUGUCUGACGUCCGCUAGCUCCGACCAGCAGGGCUACUCGUCCGCUAACCACAGCGACAUCAGCAAGGACAAGAAAACGGCGGUGAUAGACUUGACGUUAGACAGUUCCUCGGAAGACGAAGGACAGGACGCUCCGUCGCCACCGCCGCCGCCGCCAUCGUCCCAGCCUACGCUUCCUCCUCCAGCCAAGCGAGCCUGUCCAUCCAUGUCCCCGACGUCGUCGCCCGUCCUCAACAAAGGUGUGUUGAACCUGCACCACCAGGCCUCUCCUGUGAGCCGUGCUCCCAGCAUGCCCGCUGUGGACGCUAGCUACAUGCCUCCGGUGCCCCCGCUCAUCCAGGACUAUCGACCUUACUACCACGCCCCCGGUGACCUGCCAGAUUUGAACUUCUUCUCUUUCCUGCAAGGUGACAAUCAUCAGCAUUACAACAUGGUCAUGGCGGCAGCGGCGGCCGCCUCCACCUCGGACGACCACGAGCUGCUCCUCAACCGCUUCCUGCCCUACAGCACCACCGCCGCCUCGGCCUCAUCCCAGCUGUUCCUGGAUCAGUCGGGAGCCUCUUCGGCUUCGUCUUCGCUCACCGUCCCGACAAACGGCGCGGGCAACUCGGUCGUCAACAGCAGCAGCAGUAGCAGCAACCUCGUAUCGUCCGCCAGCCUCCGCGACACGCACUCCUUAUCCUCGCACACGCCGCACUCCCACGCAGGGGUGCUGGCCGCGCGGGGUAGCGCCGAGGCGGCGGCGGUGGCGGCUCUUUACGGCGGAAUACCUGACAUUAUUUCGCUGGACUGACGCAAAGAACCCAUUCCGAGACUUGCCGGAUUGUAGCGCGGGACAAGCACCAAGGGAGUCUUUCCUCGCCGUACGAGCAGCGGUCUCGUACGGGUCGGCUGAGACUUCAUCAGCACCGCCGCCGUCACGGAACCAACAAGCCAGAACACGCAACAGGAAGCUCUUUUUUUUUUUUUUAUUACGAACACGAGGAGAGGCGGCGUGCCGAGAGAACAAAAUCUAUUUUCUUCUUUUACUUUUGUACGCGCCAUCAGGGGGGGCACGGCCGCUUCCGUUGAUGUUUUUAAGCGAGGACAUCACACGCCGGGGUGUCACUUCCUGUCCGGUGCCGGUGUGUCCCAUUUCCUUCCACAGUCGAUUAUUGCUUGAACGCAAUAUGCAUUCCGUGGGGGAGGGGUCGCUUUCACUUCCUUUCAAGACUCGGUAUUAUAGCAUUUACACGCGUUUCAUCGUCACUUUAUUUAUAUUUGUAAAUUAAUAUUAAGAGCUGGAAGGAUUUUUUUUUUAUUAUUAUUAUUAUUAAUGCCAAAAAUAAGAAGGUACCUUGAUGAUGGUCACCCCCCCCCCCCCCCCCCCCCAUUUACACUGCUCACAAAAAGACUUUCUGGAUGUUCUAGAACUUCUUACAAGUGACCUUCAUUCCGCCUUCUUGAAACCUUUGAAUGCAACUUUCGAAGUCCAACUCUUCAAGUUUAAUUUUGCCCUUCAUCCAUCACGAGGGUUGUGGGGGGUGCUGGAGCCUAUCCCAGCUGUCUUCGGGCGAGAGAGGCGGGGUACAUCCUGGACUGGUGGCCAUGCAGCCAAUCACAGGGCACAUAUAGACAAACAACCAUUCACACUCACAUUCAUACCUAUUUGGACAAUUUGGAGUUGCUAAUUAACCUAGCAUGUUUUUUGGAAUGUGGGAGGAAACCGGAGAAAAGCCACGCAUACACGGGGAGAACAUGCAAACUCCACACAGAGAUAGCCGAGGGUGGGAUUGAACUCGGGUCUUCUAGCUGUGAGGCUAACCACUUGAACACUGUGCAGCCACAUUUGAAACUCAUUCAUUCAUUCAUUUUCUACUGCUUUUUCCUCACAAGGGUCGCAGAGGGGUGCUGGAGCCUAUCCCAGCUGUCUUCGGGUGAGAGAGGCGGGGUACACCCUGGACUGGUGGCCAGCCAAUCACAGGGCACAUAUAGACAAACAACCAUUCACACUCACAUUCAUACCAAUUUGGACAAUUUGGAGUCGCUAAUUAACCUAGCAUGUUUUUUUUUGAAUGUGUGAGGAAAAACCGGAGUACCCGGAAAAAAACCCACACAUGCACCGCGGAGAACAUGCAAACUCCACACAGAGAUGGCCGAGGGUGGAAUUGAACCCUGGUCUCCUAGCUGUGAGGUCUGCGCGCUAACCACUCGACCGCCGUGCCGCCCGAGAUGUAAACAAUCGCUCACUUUUCUGUGCCAGAGGCAUCCACGACCCGGACCACAUGGGAUGCACCAAUUUGUAAUGGAAUGAGUUAAUGGAAUGGCCACUCCAAAUUGUCCAUAGGUAUGAAUGUGAGUGUGAAUGGUUGUUUGUCUAUAUGUGCCCUGUGAUUGGCUGGCGACCAAUCCAGGGUGUACCCCGCCUCUCUCGCCCGAAGACAGCUGGGAUAGGCUCCAGCACCCCCCGUGACCCUUGUGAGGAUAAGCGGUAGAAAAUGAAUGAAAGGUGUGUCCCAUUACGCUGCCUCUUUUUUUUUUUUAGCUCUUUUUAUAUCUUUAUAAAGCACAGACAAGUGAGUGAUGUGUUUAUAUCUCACAUAUUCUAAAAGAACGUGCCAAGGCUUUGUUAUCCAUGUGUGUGGAAAGUAGUCCGGAAAAAAUGGUGCGGUCCACUUUUCCGGGUCUCACAGUCAAACAACCAAAACAGAUCCUGAAGAAUCAGAUCCAGGCCAUGAGCACCCUUGCCCUACUUAGUACCCACUGGAAGAGAUCCAAACCACUGGCAUCAAGACAAGAAAGCUCCUUCGUCUGCACGGACGGAUCCAAGUCCCGAGUCCGGCAUCCUCAGGUGACACCCGGAAGCGAAAAGACAGGAAACCGAGGACGAGUGAGCGUCACCAGGAAACAGACCUUCAAGGUAAGUAGGAGGAGCCAGAUAGGCCCUGCAUGGCAUGUACCACCGACACAUUCACUUAGGCGGCUAACAUGGGGACCAACCGAGGCCGGGGGUCGAACACGUGGGACAGACAGGAUGGGGGGAUAUAGUGUACCGGAUCAUCCGUAGCAAACAUGGACUCUUGUGUUGCGUUUGCGUCUUUUUGAUCGACAAGCCGCCAGAAAGCGUUCGAUUGUGAAACAAACGCCAGACGCCAUGACGGCGCUCGGUAGAGGAUUCGAAAAUCAAUUGGCACGCAACGAGAUAAAAUAAGGGGGCGUUGGGGGUUGCAUCCGCCAUCUUGGUAAUUAUUCCCACUCAAAUGCUGCAAUUAACAUCUAAACAACAAAAUUGUGGGCUUGGAGGCAAAGGCAGCACACUUCACUAGCGCUAACACUUGCAUUGUUGCUGGUACGUAGCAUGCUAUGCUACAUUUGGGGGGCGGGGGGAAGGGGGCGUUUACUGUCCACACAUCAUCUUUUGGUGGCCCCUCGCAUUUUGUAAAAAUAAAAUCAGUAUUAAAAGACUUCCAAAAAGCUACCAAGAAGGUUUUGUGGUUUUGUAUCCAUGCUAUAGUAGCAUGUAGUAGCAUGUAGUAGCAUGUAGUAGCAUGUAGUAGCAAGUACAUUUUGGGAACUUCAUUGAGUGCAUUGAUGUUACAUAGCAAUGUACAAAGGGUGUACAACAUACCCCUGCUGGGAAAAACCAGCACAGACCAGCAUACGUUUUGGUGUUUUGGUGCUGGUCUGGAGGUCCACCAGACCAGCACCACCAGCACGAAAACGUGUCCCAUUACGUACAUUCUUAGGUGCCUUUUAU
Messenger RNA from Doryrhamphus excisus (bluestripe pipefish), 5570 nucleotides. RefSeq names its product E3 SUMO-protein ligase PIAS1-like. Gene Ontology annotation, molecular function: SUMO ligase activity; transcription coregulator activity; zinc ion binding. Gene Ontology annotation, biological process: protein sumoylation; regulation of transcription by RNA polymerase II. Gene Ontology annotation, cellular component: chromatin. The record is from RefSeq and is a predicted model, not a curated record. Lineage: Eukaryota; Metazoa; Chordata; Actinopteri; Syngnathiformes; Syngnathidae.